Molecule: messenger RNA, 1315 nt
Organism: Eupeodes corollae
Lineage: Eukaryota; Metazoa; Arthropoda; Insecta; Diptera; Syrphidae
Product: GTP-binding protein 10 homolog
Exons: 3
Coding region: 106-1251 (381 amino acids)
Cellular component (GO): mitochondrion
Molecular function (GO): GTPase activity; GTP binding; magnesium ion binding
Source: RefSeq, a predicted model, not a curated record
CAAAACAAAAAGUGUUGACAUUUCAUUUAGAAACAUCUGAUUUGCUCGCCGGAUUUCUUCAUCCAGAUUCUAAACGAAAAUCCUUGAUCCCAUAACAACUUUAUUAUGGUGAAACUCUUUAGUUUCCUCUUAAAAACACCCAAAAAGGCUAUUCGUGCUCACCUACGCGGUACCUUCAUUGACAGCCUCCGGCUUACAGUGCAUGGUGGACAUGGUGGCAAUGGUGUUCCCAAAUACGGUGGCAUUGGCGGACAAGGUGGGUGUGUGUAUUUCAUAGCCAAAGAGGGAGUAACACUUAAAGGUCUCUCCCGGAUGCUACGAGACAAAAAGAUAAAAGCCAGUUCGGGUGAGGAUAGCAGUAAGAUAAGAAUCCUAGGACGCCGAGGGAUGGAUGAAAAAAUCGAAGUCCCCGUUGGUGUUCAAAUUAUUGACGAUAAUGGCAAAGUGAUUGCUGAUUUGAAUGAAGAAGGAUCUACUUGUGUUGCAGCUGGUGGUGGAAUGGGUGGAUGUACUGGAACUGGGUUCAUUGGAAAACCGGGACAACAAAGAGCUGUUAAUUUGGAUUUGAAACUUAUCGCGGAUGUGGGAUUGGUAGGUUUUCCCAAUGCCGGCAAGAGUACACUGUUAAAGGCAAUAUCCAAUGCCAAACCAAAGAUUGCAUCAUAUCCUUUUACAACAAUUCGUCCCCAAAUCGGCAUUGUGGAGUAUCCAGACCUCCGAGCAAUCUCCAUUGCCGAUCUUCCCGGUCUUAUUGAAGGUGCUCAUGCGAACUUCGGCAUGGGUCAUAAAUUCCUCAAGCACAUCGAACGCACACGUCUUCUCCUCAUGAUAGUUGACAUUUUUGGCUUCCAACUAAGUCCGACGCAUAAGAAACGAAGCUUCCUAGAUAAUAUCUAUGCCCUCAACAAGGAACUUGAACUCUAUGAUGAGACCCUCCUCCAGAAGCCAUGUGUUUUACUUGUCAACAAAAUGGAUAUGGAUGGUGCAAUCGAAUCACUCAAAAACUACGAACCACAUAUUGCUGAUUUGCAGCGAGGCCUUGAAGAAUGUCCCGAAGAGAUUCGUCCUACGAAACUCAUCAAUUUCGAAAGAGUCAUCCCGAUUUCGGCAAUUAAUUCAGCUCGUAUAAAUCAAGUCAAAGUGAAUUUACGUGAGGUCUUAGAUGAGCUAGCUGAACGGGAAUUGCCACUGGACGAGGUACGAGAAGAUCUGCAAAGAAAACUCGGCGAAAAAGGUCCUCGCGUAACGUGAAGAGGGUAUUUGUUUGAACUUCAAAUAAAGAAAAAGUAAAUGUUAGGACUUUAAGAAAUAUCAA